AUGGUGAACUUCACUAUCGAAGAGAUCCGUGCGUUGAUGGAUCGCAAAAAAAAUAUUCGUAACAUGUCCGUCAUCGCCCAUGUGGACCACGGGAAAUCUACCCUUACUGACUCACUCGUCUCGAAAGCUGGUAUUAUAGCUGGAGCCAAAGCUGGAGAGACUCGUUUCACUGACACCCGAAAAGAUGAGCAAGAAAGAUGUAUUACCAUCAAAUCCACUGCCAUUUCUAUGUUCUUCGAACUCGAGCCCAAGGAUCUUAACUUCAUCAAGGGAGAGGUCGAAUACACUGAAGUGGACGGGAAAAAAGAAAAAUUCAAGGGCUUUUUGAUCAAUUUGAUUGACUCUCCCGGUCACGUCGACUUCUCCUCCGAAGUAACUGCUGCCCUUCGCGUCACUGAUGGAGCCCUUGUUGUUGUAGACUGCGUUUCUGGAGUGUGUGUCCAAACAGAGACUGUCCUUCGACAAGCGAUAGCUGAACGUAUUAAGCCGAUUUUGUUCAUGAACAAAAUGGAUCGUGCCCUUCUUGAGCUGCAACUUGGGGCCGAAGAGUUGUUCCAAACAUUCCAACGUAUUGUUGAAAACAUCAAUGUCAUCAUUGCUACGUACGGAGAUGAUGAUGGUCCCAUGGGGGCCAUCAUGGUUGAUCCCUCAGUUGGUAACGUCGGUUUCGGUUCCGGUCUUCACGGCUGGGCUUUCACGCUAAAACAGUUCGCCGAAAUGUACGCCGACAAAUUCGGAGUUCAGGUCGACAAACUGAUGAAGAACCUUUGGGGUGACAGAUUCUUCGAUUUGAAGACUAAGAAAUGGAGUUCACAACAGAGCGAAGGUGCAAAGAGAGGAUUCAACCAAUUUGUGUUGGACCCCAUCUUCAAGGUCUUCGAUGCCGUCAUGAACGUUAAGAAGGACCAAGUCGAGGCUCUCAUUGUUAAGUUGGGAAUCAAGCUAGCUAAUGAUGAGAAAGACCUUGAGGGCAAACCCUUAAUGAAGGUGUUCAUGAGAAAAUGGCUUCCCGCUGGAGAUACUAUGCUGCAAAUGAUCUGUAUCCAUUUGCCAUCACCGGUAACGGCUCAAAAGUACAGAAUGGAGAUGUUGUACGAAGGACCCCAUGACGACGAAGCUGCCGUCGCCAUCAAGAACUGCGAUCCCAAUGGCCCUCUGAUGAUGUACGUGUCGAAAAUGGUACCGACAUCCGACAAGGGACGAUUCUACGCUUUCGGACGUGUGUUCUCCGGAAAGGUCGCUACAGGAAUGAAGGCCAGGAUCCAAGGGCCCAACUACGUUCCUGGAAAGAAAGAGGACCUCUACGAGAAGACCAUCCAACGAACCAUUCUUAUGAUGGGUCGUUACAUCGAGCCUAUUGAGGACAUUCCAUCAGGAAACAUUGCUGGUCUCGUUGGUGUUGACCAGUACCUUGUAAAAGGAGGAACCAUCACAACUUUCAAAGAUGCUCAUAACAUGCGAGUGAUGAAAUUCUCCGUUUCACCUGUCGUCCGUGUUGCUGUUGAGGCGAAAAACCCGGCUGAUUUGCCCAAAUUGGUCGAAGGAUUGAAACGUCUCGCAAAGUCUGAUCCCAUGGUGCAGUGCAUCUUCGAGGAAUCGGGAGAACAUAUCAUCGCUGGUGCUGGCGAACUCCAUCUUGAGAUUUGUUUGAAGGAUCUUGAAGAGGACCAUGCUUGCAUCCCCCUGAAGAAGUCGGACCCCGUCGUAUCAUAUCGUGAAACAGUCGCGGAGGAGUCGAACCAAGUUUGCUUGUCGAAAUCGCCAAACAAGCACAAUCGUUUGCAUGCCACCUGCAAGCCAAUGCCUGACGGAUUAGCUGACGACAUCGAGAAUGGAACCGUCAAUGCUCGUGAUGAGUUCAAAGCUCGUGCCAAAAUUUUGGCAGAGAAAUACGAUUACGACGUCACUGAAGCGCGUAAAAUUUGGUGCUUCGGCCCCGACGGAACUGGUCCCAAUAUUCUAGUCGACGUAACGAAGGGGGUUCAGUACCUCAAUGAAAUCAAGGAUUCGGUUGUAGCUGGAUUCCAGUGGGCAACAAGAGAAGGAGUCUUAGCUGACGAACACAUGCGCGGAAUUCGUUUCGAUAUCCAAGAUGUUACGCUCCAUGCUGAUGCCAUUCAUAGAGGUGGUGGACAAAUCAUCCCAACUGCUCGUCGUGUUAUUUAUGCAUGCGUACUCACUGCUUCACCAAGACUUUUGGAACCUGUUUACCUUGUUGAAAUCCAAUGUCCCGAAGUUGCCGUUGGUGGUAUCUAUGGUGUGCUCAACCGUCGAAGAGGACACGUUUUCGAAGAGUCACAAGUCACCGGUACUCCUAUGUUCGUUGUGAAAGCCUAUCUUCCCGUCAACGAAUCAUUUGGUUUCACUGCCGAUCUACGUUCGAAUACUGGUGGUCAAGCCUUCCCUCAAUGUGUGUUUGACCACUGGCAAGUUUUACCAGGAGACCCACUGGAGCCCGGAACGAAGCCUAACCAGGUUGUUCUUGAGACAAGGAAACGUAAAGGACUCAAGGAGGGCGUGCCCGCACUUGACAACUACCUUGACAAAAUGUAA
This is a messenger RNA of Haemonchus placei, 2553 nucleotides long. NCBI's taxonomy places the organism in Eukaryota, Metazoa, Nematoda, Chromadorea, Rhabditida, Trichostrongylidae. The record is from the annotation of a GenBank genome assembly.